AAAAUCUCUGCUAUGGAAUCCCUUCAUUAUUGAUUAACCAGAAGAGGACACUACUUAUCUGGUUAUCUGAUAAGAAAGCCAUAAACCCAAGUGAAAGCUUGUAAUAACAAAUAGGAUUGUAUAUUCAUAAGAAGUAGAAGAUGUUCUGUGAUUUUAUAUACUAACAGCCCCCAUACAUAUGUGACAGGAUUUUGGGGAUGUCCAUCUGCAUCCUUUGGGUCCUUUUAUUCUGGUUACCUCUCCACGCUCGGCUGACUGAUCCUGAGCCUCCUUCUGAGGGGCUGGAGUAAAUGUCCGCAGAAGUGCUAAUUUUCCACCCAACGGGGAAUCCGGGGUAUAGAGUUUUAAAAAGUUUUUAGGGAUUUACAGUAUCAUCUCAGGAACUGCUCAAGUCCACAUCUAUACCCCACACGGGUUAAGUUGUUUAGUACUAUAUAUUAUCUGCCAAAGUCUACAGCAGGUACUAUUUUUGAGGUGACAACUACUACCUACUGUGUGCAGGGUGUAUAGAUCAGUUUGUGACACCAGGGCACUGUUAAUCUACGCGGUACAAAGUUGAGAUAGCUUCUCCUGGGCCAGGCACGGGGUAAUGAAUACAACCAUGCAAGGUUACAGAUAACUGCCUUUACUUUGCUGGAGGUAGCAGAUCUCAAACAAUACAGUCCCUUGUGCAAAGGGAUGGGCAGAGUAGAACACGGGGAACCUGUCGCUUUGCUGGGAGUUGUAGUUGUUGUUGAACAAGGCUUUAAAAAUAUAAGCAGCACACGCUGAUUUGAAAGACUUGACUGACUGACUAAGGAGACUUUUACAUUCACCAUUCCUUACUCCUAUUACACUCUCCAACGCGUUCUCAUAACUAAACUCUCCUCCCCCUCUACACUAUAUAAGGGCAAGGUUUGGGUGACCCGCAUUGGGGUGUCAGGGUCACCUGGUCACUCUGCCACGAUCCCUUAAAGAGUUGGACAGUCCACACAAUGGUCACAGACACUGGAAUAUACAGAAACUCUUUGGAAAACUAUGUUUCCUGGGAUAAAGACUCCACCCGGAGCAACAACCGAGAUAAAUAGAGAGAGGGACUGGGGUCCAAGAAUCAGAGCAGAAGAUCCACCACAGCAGACAGCGCCCCCAGCAGGAGGAGCAGAAUGGACCGUACAAUAUACCUGAUACUUGUGACUUUCCUGGUGUCCUUUUGCUCUUCGGCCAUUCUACCAGAUGAGUAUUUGUCCCAUGUUGAUAUUCAGGAAGGAUCUAGGGAUGAAGAGCUCGACCUUGAGGCCAGAGGGAGAUGUCCUGGAAGAAGGAAUCGGCGCCUGCCAACCUCUAUGAUAGUGGACACCAGUUUCAUUGACACCAGUUACCUGGAUAGUUUGGUGGAGAUGGAGGACGUUCAUACCCGCUCUCUAUCACCCUGGGACUACCGCCUCAACACAGAUCCCAACAGAUUCCCCUUUGUGAUCUCCGAGGCCGAUUGUGUCACUUUUGCUUGUGUAGACGCUGAUGGCAACGAGAAUCCAGACCUGAUCUCCUCCCCCGUCCAGCAGGAGAUGAUGGUCCUACGACGGGAGCAGAAAAGCUGCAGCUUCUCCUAUAGACUGGAGACUGUGGUGGUCACAGUGGGCUGCACAUGUGUCAGCCCUAUGGUCAGCUAUUACUGAAUAUGAGGAAAUAUAUAUGGAUUGACUUUUAUGUUUUGGGGGGUGUUUUUUUCCGUUAUAUAUUUAAGCAACAAGUAAGAAAGUAAACUAAGCCUAAAUUUUUGUCUAUAUUAUUAUUAUAAUUAUUUAUAUAACAUAAUUUAUAAACAUAAGCUUUUAUCAACUUUUGGAUCUUUUUCCUUAUGUUUAAGCAAUAAAUAUUAAU
Messenger RNA from Hyla sarda, 1860 nucleotides. RefSeq names its product interleukin-17A-like. Gene Ontology annotation, cellular component: extracellular region. Gene Ontology annotation, molecular function: cytokine activity. The coding region runs from base 1143 to 1655 and encodes 170 amino acids. Lineage: Eukaryota; Metazoa; Chordata; Amphibia; Anura; Hylidae. Gene Ontology annotation, biological process: inflammatory response. The transcript is spliced from 4 exons. The record is from RefSeq and is a predicted model, not a curated record.